AUGCGCCUACACCUCGUUAUCUCGCGCCACGGCCUCCCGGUCACGCGCAUUUUGUGGACAACGGGCUUGUCGUCUGCGUUGCCCGAAUAUGGCACGCCGCGCCCAGCCUCGGCGUCGAUGAUUGCGUCGUCCCGGACCCCGAAUGCUGCCUUUCCGGCCGGCGGUUACACUAUCGCGCAGCUACUAGAGGAUGUCAAUGAAGUUGUUCCGCUGGAGACGGAGCCAACCAUGUUCGACCCGGAGUUCAGUGGCCAGUGGGGACUGGAAGACUACGUGGUUGAAGUCGGCGGGUCGGAGUGCCUGCACUUUAUGGACGUGGAUGGGCUACUGCGGGAAGGAGAUGAAGUUGUCAUUCGAGCUCUGCAGCUGGCGGAUCUCCGGGCACGGCGGCUGUGCGGUCGUCACCAAAUUACCGCUGAUGGUAAACAUCUGAUCGACGGUGUUCCUUUCGGCCUGCCAUUUUUGAAACGCACGACGUCUAGUCGACCUGCGAUUACCAUUCCUCCGCGGAAGAAACGGCGCACGCUUUUCUCGGGCUGGGAGCAGGGACCGGACCUUGGCCACGAAGAUGGUAGGGUCGAUGCGGAUGAAGAAGGCGAUGGAGAAUGGCUGCCUCCAGGAGACACCGGCUUUGGCAAGGAACUUUCGAUUAUGCCCCCAGAGCAUGAAGUCUCUGAUAUAGGCACAGUCAUUCGACACCCUGUCAACUAUUCUGAUGAUACGGACAGCGAUAUUGGAGGGUCUGAUAUUGAGGAGGAUGAGCUUGAAAAUGAGCUUCAAGCCCUUAAAGAGGAUUUUGAAGAAUCUGCAUCCCAGUUCAUCGACAUCCGGAGACAGGGACAGGUGUGCUCUGGGCCUUCAUUACGCUCCAGCUCUGUGGCCAAACGACCAUCCUCGGCGGACACUCAGCGUAGAAGCUCAUUAGCCGGUGCAUCUUCUCUUUCUAGCAAACGAUCUCGUGGCGAAGACACCUCGCCAAGAACUUCGAAAGCUGUGCGAUUUAAUAAAGAACAAGGCGUGCCAGCAGCUGUGGAAUCGGUGCGAUCUGAAGAAAUCGUGGGUGCUACAUCAGAGUCCGAUUCAGAUUCAGAUUCCGGUUCUGACUCGGACUCGGACUCCGCAUCUUCGUCAUCUGCCGACUCGAGCGAAGCAUCAUCAGACAGCGACUCAUCAGGCGAUGAAGCCGCAGCUCCUUCAUCAUCCGCUGACUCGGAUGAUUCCAGCUCAGAAGAUUCAUCUUCGGAAUCAGAGAGAGAACAAGCCCCACCCAAAGUUUCAGAGAAAACACGUAUGUCUCUCAUCGUCAACCCCCCGGGUGAGGGAUCCAUACGAACCAAGAAAAGCAAUCAUCGCUUCAAACUCCGUCGUCGCCUCUCUAAGCUCAAGGAGCUCGGAGUCCUCCCCGAGGAGGCAGACUUCGCAGCGCUUCGCGCGUGGGAAGAAGCUAACGGAGGCUUUCACAUUGACGAGUCAAGUAUCAUAUCAGCCGCGCCCAUGAGCAAAGCACAGAAGAAAGAACAAGAGCAGCGUGAAUUCGAAGCCAAGCGACAGAAGCUGCUUCGAGAUCUCGCAAGUGGUGGCGUUGAUAUUGAUGAGGCUUCAGAGAAGGAGAAUGUGCCCCCUCAGCCUGAGGCUGCAGCUGCGGUUGAAAAGACUGUCACGGAGGAGCUUGUUGAGGAAAAGAGCCCCGGAGUUGAACGCGCUGAUCGACGAACUUUGGACAUCGCUAGCUCUCGACGACUUCUCUUUGGGUCUUUAGGUCUUCGUACGCCAAAAACCAAGGAGGACGAAGAAGCUACACGAAGAAAGUUGGCUGCACAGGCUAGCACGGUGCACUCUCGCAGGAAGACUGUGGAGAGGCAGCCGGCGGAGGCAGAAGAGGAAAAUGACGAAGAUGAAAGCUGGGAAAACAAGCUUGUUAUCAAAGCUACGGAGUGUUUGUAUGAUGAUAUCCAGAUGACCGGGCCACCUUUCCCCUUCGAGCAGCGCUGGGACGAGGAGGCGAACGCAGCGAUCGGCCAGUUAAAGGGUUGGGGCAAGAAGCGAAAGCGCAAGCAACGAAUUCAGGUCUACCACGAGGAUGAGGACCAGGAUGAGUAUCAAGAUGGCACCGGUGCUUACGAAAACAACGCUCCUCUCAACUAUGAUGAUGCAGAGUAUGGAGUUUGGAACGACGCCGAGGAUGAGGAAAACUAUGAAGACCAUUUACCCUCGACGGAAGACCUCCCUACCAUCCCCAAUGAUCUGAGUACUGUGGCAGAUUUGCUUGAGUGUGAAGCGAAGGUUGGGGCAAUCAUCGCAUUCCGGCAGCUUGAUAUGUCCAAAGCAACAAACUGGCAGCCCCGGAUGUCUGAGUAUCGAGUGGCAGAGGUACAUGAAGUCCUUGGGAAUGGCAUAAUGAACGUUCGACUUGCGGUACGUGACCGACGACCAAAGGCAGAUCUACAUGACCCGGAGGACGACGGACCGCGACUAUACGACAAGUUUGAGAUGCCCGGAAUGGACGAGGAGGACGACGAUGGCUACCGAGAGCUCGCUUUUGCGGAACUCAACGAACCGAAGCUUCUUCGGCCCGCGCCGUGGGUUAUUGAUGCCGAUACGGAGGACAAGGAUAAAGACAGUGCUCAAGAAAAUAGCAUUGUCUCCGUAGUCGAGGACUCCAUGCCAAAUCCCCAGCCAAGCUCGCCACCGCCUCCUCUUGACAUGGACCUCGAUGAAACCACGUAUGUCACCAUCGAUGACACGACAUUCGUCACUCUCGUUACGGCUGCUAGUCGUCCACAGUCGCCGAAUGAGGCUCAGGCUAGAGCCCCUGUUAUUCCAUCCAUACAAUUUCCUGCCCGAGAGAAUUUUCAACGAACUCAAGGCCAAGAUCCCGAUGACGAACAUAGCGAUAGGCCUGCUAUUCCUUCUCCAUCUUUCUCUGGGUUCCAUUCUGCUCGGUCGUCUCCUGGCACACGGCUAGGCUCUCAUUACAAUCUGGAGGCUGAGGAAGCUAACUUAGAUGGCCGAACUCUUAUCGAGGAACCAUCUAUGCUCGUUGAAAAUUCCAAUCAAGACAUGUCGGCACUCUCCUUUUUGUCCGCCAAUCAAUCCAUCUUAGACAUGGCCGAAGACAGCCAUCAGCAUGAUCGCCAAGUUGUGGACGAGCUUCCUGCUACGGAGUUCGGAGCCAACGAUUCACUCAUAUCCGUGGUUCACAAUCCGCUCGGGUCUGAUUCAAACAACCCGUCGCCUUCCAGGAGUAUUGUUGAAGAGAGCCCCGGUGCACGAAAGGCAAGCCCACCGAAGCCUCCCGUCUCAUGGGGAAGUAGUUUGGGUAUGUUGCAAAGUGACCAACAGGAGCUGGACAACACAGACCAAGAAAAAGACGAGGGAGAUGAUCAUCGAAAAGAUGACCUCGAAGAUCUUGAUCCUUUGGUCCAUAGCGACCAGAGUCACCAUCUCUCUCCACAGCGGUCCCCAUCUCACUCUAGCUCCCGCUCCUCGCGCAAGCCAUCCAGAAACGCACAACCUCUCCAUCCCAAAGCAGAGUCUUUGUUCGACUACGACUCGCCUGGGGCAUCAAUCCGCUCCAAACUCCGCAUCUCCCACUCCCGGCGCAACCAAUCCCAAACAUCCGAAAUCAUCGACCUCACUCAAAGUCCACUACCAGAUACCAGCGAGCAAAAUCUUCCGCCGCAGCCCAGCAACUCUGGCUGGAUUGCUGAGCCAGCUGCUGACGGCGACGUCCUGCCCCAGUCCUCGGAGUCGCACACCCGCAAAUCAGGCAAAAUACAGCGUAUGGCAGAGGUCAGUAUUGGUCCUCAGACGAGUCAGAAGAAGAAGAAAAGGCGGUCGUCACGGAAGUUCUAG
Messenger RNA from Penicillium macrosclerotiorum, 3855 nucleotides. RefSeq lists its product as uncharacterized. The record is from RefSeq and is a predicted model, not a curated record. NCBI's taxonomy places the organism in Eukaryota, Fungi, Ascomycota, Eurotiomycetes, Eurotiales, Aspergillaceae. The coding region runs from base 1 to 3855 and encodes 1284 amino acids. The transcript has 3 exons.